AUGGCGCUAACAUUGUAUGCCACAGUAAGAGAUGACACAAAAAAGUUAAUCAUCUUGAGUGACCCGGAAACCAAGCAGCCCUCCACCGGCAAAUCAAGAUACAGCCAGACUGAACGUGAAGCAUUAGCUAUAGUAUGGGCCUGUGAACACUUUGACAUAUACAUCCGUGGCGCUAACAAUGUAAACAUUAUUACAGACCAUAAGCCACUGGAGAAGAUAUGGCAGAAGCCGAGACCACCCUUGAGAAUAGAGAGAUGGGGUUUACGUCUCCAACCAUACAAACUUACUAUCAAAUAUGAACCAGGAUGCAAUAACCCUGCUGAUUACAUGCCACACAGGAAAAACAGUGCCGCACGAAAAGAAAGUGCUAUGUUUAAUAGCCACACAAUCAGUGCCGAAUGCUAUGUCACUAAAGAUGCGAGUGAACGAGAUCGAACAAUACAGAAAGCUAUAGAGUAUACACGUAAUGGACGAUGGUACGAAAUGAAGAAUUUGGAUGACCAUCCAAUAGACAUAGAGGAACUUCAGGCAUAUAGGAGCAUACAAGAUGAACUUGUACACUGUGACACUGUCUUACUUCGAGACAAAAGAUUAAUUAUGCCGAAAUCGUUGAGAGACCAAGCUAUUAAAAUUGCUCACGAGGGACACCAAGGUCUUGCGAAAACCAAGGCAUUCCUUAGAUCCAAGGUCUGGUUUCCAGGAAUAAAUGAUAGAGUAGACGACUUGAUCAAAGACUGUUUAGCUUGCCAAGCAAUAACCCAGUCAAGACAAAUGGAACCACUUAAAAUGUCAGAAUUACCUCAAGAACCCUGGAGUGCUCUCAGUGCUGAUUUCUGCGGACCACUACCAUCUGGCGAUUACCUUUUCGUCAUUAUUGAUGAAUACUCAAGAUACCCUGUGGUAGAAAUAACAAAAUCUGUAUCAGCCCACAGUGUGAUACCCAUAUUGGACAAGGUACUGUCUACCUUUGGAAUUCCAAAAGUCAUCAAGACAGACAACGGAAGUCCGUUCAACUCACAUCAAUUUAGAGAAUACGCUAACAAUACCGGAUUCACUCAUAGGAAAAUUACUCCAAGAUGGCCUCGAGCAAAUGCACAAGCAGAAGCAUUUAACAAACCAUUAAUGAAGAUCAAAGCAGCCGAGAUAGAGAGGAGAAACUGGAAGCAGUCAAUGUUCCAAUUCCUGAGACAGUACAGAACAACCCCACACAGCUCAACAGGAAUAAGCCCUUUCAAACUACUGUUUAAUAGAGAGACAAAGACAAAGCUUCCAUCCAUCCCAAGGAAACAAACCAGGAAUGAUGAACUCCUGCGUCAGAAUGAUGAAAUCUCAAAAACAAUGAUGAAAGCCGAUGCGGACACCGAGAGGAACGUAACACGAAACACAUCAUUCUUUAAGAAAACAAGACAUCGACCCCAGACGACAGAAGCGGCUGAUGAAGAAGAGAUUAUAGAUGCCCCAGUGCAGAGAAAUCAUUCGACAAACCCAGAGGUUGAAGACGAUGACCCACAAACACCGCGACCCACAAGACGAUGA
This is a messenger RNA of Saccostrea cuccullata (small rock oyster), 1536 nucleotides long. RefSeq lists its product as uncharacterized. The record is from RefSeq and is a predicted model, not a curated record. Gene Ontology annotation, molecular function: nucleic acid binding. Bases 1 to 1536 code for a protein of 511 amino acids. NCBI's taxonomy places the organism in Eukaryota, Metazoa, Mollusca, Bivalvia, Ostreida, Ostreidae. The transcript is spliced from 3 exons. Gene Ontology annotation, biological process: DNA integration.